AUGGACAAUCAAGUGAAAUGCAAUGAGGUCAACUGCACCAACUGCAGCCUGGAUUACAGCAUCCACCAGGGCUUAUUCUCAGCUGUCUACAUCUUUAUCUUCAUCCUUGGCCUGCCCACCAGCCUCCUGUCGCUGUACCACAGCUACCUGCAGGUCAGGGAGGGUAACGAACUGGGCAUCUACCUCUGUAACCUGACCAUCUCCGACCUGUUGCACCUGGCCUGCCUGCCCCUGUGGAUUCAGUACCUGCUGCAGGGGGAUAACUGGGUGCAUGGGGAACAUCUGUGCCGGCUCACCGGUCUCGUCCUCUACGAGAACAUCUACGUCAGCAUCGCCUUCCUCUGCUGCAUCUCCAUGGACCGCUACCUGGCGGUGGUCCACCCCUUGAGGUUCCACGCCUUCAGGACGGUGAAGGCGGCCGUUCUGGUCAGCGUCCUGGUCUGGAGCAAAGAGAUCGGGACGGCCCUCUUCAUCUUCGGACACAACGAGACGGUGAUGGACCGGAACAACCACCUGUUGUGCUUCGAACAUUAUCCCAUUCAGAGCUGGCAAAGGAAUGUCAACUACUACCGCCUCACCGUUGGCUUCCUUCUCCCCGUGGCCCUGCUCUCGUUCUUGUACCGCAGGGUGCUGAUGUCCAUUCACAGGAGCACAGGAAUUCAGCAGGAACAAAAGUUGAGGAUCAAAAAGUUGGUGCUAAGUGCCAUUGGCAUUUUCUGCAUCUGUUUUGUACCUUAUCACCUCAUGCUGCUGGUCCGAACUCUGUUUGAGAAAACGUGCCAAUCCGUGAGGAACAUCUUCCACUUUUACCACUUCGGGCUACUCAUGACCAGCUUAAACUGCGUGGUCGACCCCUUCCUCUACUCCUUUGUCUCCGAGAGCAGCCAAGGGGUCCUGAUGAGGCUCCUUGAGCCCCUGACCAACCUCUUCCAUGAGCGGGAAUCCGCCAACUUUAACUCUCGGAUCGCCAGCUUUGCCUCAAGGCCUAGCAUCCGCUCGAAUGCGAGAACUUCCAGGCCAUGUAAUGCAUGUUGACCUUACCAGGGCUGCACUGAGUGAGUGUGGCCCUGUAUGACAUGCGUCCCUUCACAUGGACAUGAAAUAGUAGAGACAUAGUCUCCAGAGUCAGCCCUGUCUGUCCCACGGUGCGAGUUCAUUCCAAGAGCUCUCCCGAGUUAAAGAAAAAUCAAACUCGUGGUAAGCACGGAGAAUGAACGUAGCGGGUACGUCGGAGCUCGGGGACAUCUCUUAGUGCUAACGGCAGGUUCUCAGGAAGACUCGCUAACGUGCAGGCAAACUCGGGAGAACUCGUGAAAUGAACUCGUUCCGCGGGACAGUUUGAAAACAGGGCCUACAGCCCAACCUGCCCAAACACCAAACAACAUGUCCCAUCUACACUAGUCCCACCUGCUUGCGUUUGGCCCAUAUCCAUCUAAAAUGUUUCCUAUCCAUGUACCUGUCCAGUCGUGAUAUUCCAUGGUUUGUUUUGGAAGAUCUGCCUAGUCCCCACCUCACUGAAGUUGAUUGUUUCCAAUAGACAAGAAAGUGCCGGUACCUACACAAUAGUUCGCAAUACGAUGUUGGUUUCUGUACGUCAACAUGUCUGGGACUUUCUAGAGGUGCCAGUAUGCCAUACCGUCACAAUAAAAGAACAGUUGUUUUCUAGUUAAGGGGGAUUGCCAUAUGUGUUGCACUUUCUUUUUUUCAAAGUACUUUCCGUUGAUGUUCCUCUCCUUAAUUGCCAAUGUAUUUUAUUUUUAAAAAGUCACUGCUUGAAAACCAAAUGUUUGCGUUAGAAUACUUACUCUGUGCCAAGAAUCGGUAAUUCUUUCAGACAAGUCAAGUCAAGUCAAGUUUAUUCGUCACAUACACACACGAGAUGUGCAGAGAAAUGAAAAGUAGCAAUGCUCGCGAAUCGUGCAAAAAACAAACAAACAAACUACAAACAGAAUCACAUGAUCACAUAUUACAUAUUUGUGGGAGGAAGGGAAGAAAAAGGAAAAAAAACAGCAAUUUAAAAAAGACACCACACAACAGUAAAUUGGUACAGUA
This is a messenger RNA of Leucoraja erinaceus (little skate), 2052 nucleotides long. RefSeq names its product ovarian cancer G-protein coupled receptor 1 (gene gpr68). The transcript has a single exon. NCBI's taxonomy places the organism in Eukaryota, Metazoa, Chordata, Chondrichthyes, Rajiformes, Rajidae. Gene Ontology annotation, cellular component: membrane. Gene Ontology annotation, biological process: G protein-coupled receptor signaling pathway; cellular response to pH. Gene Ontology annotation, molecular function: G protein-coupled receptor activity. The coding region runs from base 1 to 1035 and encodes 344 amino acids. The record is from RefSeq and is a predicted model, not a curated record.